UAAAAGGUUCAGCCUACGAUUAGCUUAAGUUAUAAAACAUUCUCGUCCUUACUGGAGCAGCCUGAAAUUAAAUAGAUGCUACCAAUGUUUAAAUUAAAUAAUAAAAAUAAGAAAACAGACAUGGAAGAAAUAGAAUCAAAAACGGAUGCAAUAUAUGAAAAUACUGAUGAUAUAAAAGGACAAAUCACAAACGGGACAGAAGACUUGAAUACAACAGGAAUCCAGCCACCUCAACGCACAGAAAGUGAUUCAGUGAGGAUCAGAAGCUCCAGAGCAACUCCAGUGUGCUUGGCAUUGCUGUGUUUCGUUCUGCUGACUGCAGUCAUAGUGCUGAGUGUAUUCAUCUAUAUAAACAACACAAACUACACUGAAGAGAGACGCCAGCUACUAACCAACAUCACCAACAUCACCAACAUCACAAAAGACAGAGACAAGCUACUAAGCAACUUUACAGAAGAGAGAAAGUAGCUGCAAUCCACCAUUGACAACCUCAAAAAUGAAAAAGACCAACAACAAAGAAGUUUUACAGAAGAGAGAGAUCAGAUGCAAUCCACCAUCGACAACCUCACAAGUGAAAAACAACAGCAUCUAAGAAAUUUUACAGAAGAGAGAAAUCAGAUGCAAUCCACCAUCGACAACCUCAAAAAUGAAAAAGACCAACAACAAAGAAGUUUUACAGCAGAGAGAAAUCAGAUGCAAUCCACCAUCGACAACCUCAAAAAUGAAAAAGACCAACAACUAAGAAAUUUUACUGAAGAGAGAAAUCAGCUACUAACCCACAUUACUAACCUCAAAAAAGAGAAAUGUCAGAUUCUAAGCAAGUUGACCAACCUUACAGGAGAAAGCACCCCAAUACCAACUAACAUUGCCAAGCAAGGGCUCACAGAAGAGAGACAGCAGCUAAUAAAUGAGCCUCUGGAAUGUCAUGAUGGAUGGGUUUACUAUCUAUCCAGUCUUUACUUCUUGUCCAAUGAGACGAAGAGCUGGUCUGAGAGCAGACAAUACUGUAGAGACAGAGGAGCAGAUCUGAUCAUCAUAAACAACAUAGAAGAACAAAAUGCUGUUGAGAGCAUGACAAUGGAGCAGUCUACGUUCUGGAUUGGUCUGACUUACAGAAAUGAAGUGGGCCGCUGGAAAUGGGUUGAUGACAGUGAACUGUAUAGUUUCAGCUGGCAGCCGGAUAAUUUCUUGUAUGGAGAUUCUUACCAUAGACCUUGGAAAACCAUCUACUGGAAAAAUGACUGUGCUGCUGUAGAUGUUCAAUCAGCUCACAGUUGGAAUGUGUCUUCAUGCUAUGAAGCUUUUAAAUGGAUCUGUGAAAAAAGAAUUUAAACCAACAUACUUCUCUAGGAACACUGCACACCUUUUCUACAAUUACAGUUUUUCUCAGUGGCUUUGGUGCAUUUCUCAUAACACUGUUUACAUUUGCACAACAGUUAAUGCAUUUCUCAAAACAAUUAGUACAAACUGCAAAACCUAGUUGAUAACCUGCAAAAACGUGUGACUUGCUCAAAUGGAUUGCUCAUUCUUUAAAAGCAAGUAUUGAUGUCAAUAAAGGCGUCAGUGUCAUCAAGAUGAAAAGUCCUGCCACCAUUGUUUAUGAUCAAGAUAGUCAAAUGGCUUUACUCUGUAAAUUU
Molecule: messenger RNA, 1637 nt
Organism: Danio aesculapii
Lineage: Eukaryota; Metazoa; Chordata; Actinopteri; Cypriniformes; Danionidae
Product: C-type lectin domain family 10 member A-like
Exons: 5
Coding region: 544-1332 (262 amino acids)
Source: RefSeq, a predicted model, not a curated record